Messenger RNA from Manacus vitellinus (golden-collared manakin), 2113 nucleotides. RefSeq names its product ubiquitin conjugating enzyme E2 W (gene UBE2W). NCBI's taxonomy places the organism in Eukaryota, Metazoa, Chordata, Aves, Passeriformes, Pipridae. The transcript has 5 exons. The record is from RefSeq and is a predicted model, not a curated record. Bases 49 to 438 code for a protein of 129 amino acids.
CGAUUACAGAAAGAACUAUUGGCAUUUCAAAAUGAUCCACCUCCGGGAAUGACUCUAGAUGAAAAGAGUGUACAAAAUUCAAUUACACAGUGGAUUGUAGACAUGGAAGGUGCUCCAGGAACACUAUAUGAAGGGGAGAAAUUUCAGCUUUUAUUUAAGUUUAGUAGUCGGUAUCCUUUUGAUUCGCCUCAGGUCAUGUUUACUGGAGACAAUAUUCCUGUUCAUCCUCAUGUUUAUAGCAAUGGUCAUAUCUGUUUAUCCAUUCUAACGGAAGACUGGUCUCCAGCUCUCUCAGUGCAAUCUGUUUGUCUUAGCAUUAUUAGCAUGCUUUCCAGCUGCAAAGAAAAGAGGCGACCUCCAGAUAACUCAUUUUAUGUAAGAACAUGUAACAAGAAUCCAAAGAAAACAAAAUGGUGGUAUCAUGAUGACACAUGUUGAUGCCACCAUUUUGUGAUCCUCGUAGCAGAAGAUAGUCCUACUGAGAAAAUGAGCACUUUGAUCAUUCAGUCUUUGAACUUUAACCUUUGACUGGAAGUGACCUAUAGGCAAUGAAGACUACUUCCUUUGACUGCAUUUUUACUAGUGUGCAUUCUGGGCGCAUGUUGAUCGCUGGUUCAGUCCAUGCAACUGACAUGCUUUUAUUAGUCAUACAGUAUUAAUGCAGGUGUCCAGAAAUGUCAGAAUAAUUCCAUUAUUUUUAUUUUAAGCUUUUGGAAGAAUUCCAGGUCUUCAUAUAUUGUGCAAUAACACUGAGCUCCUUGGCGGUUUUGGUGCAUCCAUUGCCGGCAAUGGACAUUGUACCAGGGAAAGGUUUUGCUCCUGCCACAAAAAAGAUUGACGCAUGACAGAGCUUACGAAAGUUUUGGAUACAUUUGGAUUAUAAGCAAGGGAUUGACAAUUACCUUAAAUCCAGCCCAUUCUUUUAUAUUUGGAUUCUAUGCACUGUGACCACAAAACUAGCAGCAUGAGUUAACAUGCCUAGCUGAAGGACUGUAAUAAGAUCAUUACAUAUUUAUUGAAUUGUUUAUCUGCUGUCAAAUUGUUUUGACAUGGGCGGCUUUUCAAGUGACAUUGGCAGAGAGGUACAAUGUUAUCCCUAUGGUGAAAUAAAACUACUUUUUGUAUAUAGUUAUUCAUAUCUCUGAAGCAAAGGUAUGAGUAAUUUAGGGUAUGAGUGAUUUAAACAAGAAUUUAUUUUGGAGAUAGAGGAUGGCAGUGAUAUAACUGAACUUGCUGCAGUCCGUAAUUGGGCUUGUAAUUUGUACUUUAGAGCUUUUUCCAAAUAGAUUGCACACUGUUAUUUCCUGCUAGCCAUCAGCAUGAGCCCUACUGCCUACACCAAUAUUUCAUUUAUUUAUGUGUUCAAAAGCAAUCCAUAUAACAUUUUUUGUUUGCAUUCACUGUUUCUUUUGUGUUGUAUGUCAUGUUUGAAUGUUACAAAACAAUAUUUUGAUUGAAAAGCUUUGUCAGAAGAUAUUUUCAUGUAAAUUAUUUCUUUAUCUUGUAAGCAUCAUCUUGUCUUUUAAUCCUGUACUAUAAAAAGAAAAAAAAAUACAUUUUUGACAGAGGCUUAAAGUUUUCACAAAAAAGUGUGGACCUUCUUAUUUAAGUUUAGACUAAAGUAUAUUUUCUUAACUUGCUUGUCCCAUGCAGCCAUGGCAAUUUUUCCGGGCUUUUACUUCACCAAAAAAGGGGAAAAAGCCUAAAAUCAGACAUUUUUCUGUGGAGCAACAUUUAUUGAAAUGAUAGUUGUUCUCAGCACUCUGUAAUAUUUUGAUACUGCAAUUAGGUUGUCUUUUUAGGAAGCACUUUUAUAAACUUAAUACCUUUACACAUAUGCAAAAUUUCUAUAAUUUUUUUUACUGUUGCCUUAUUGUUGCACUCAAAAAGAAAUUCAAGCAAUUAAUGCAUGAAUGUCUAAAUCAAGUAGCUACUUGAUGUAAAAACAAACAAACAAAAGCAAAAAAAAUCCCUAAACCCAAUCCAGAAUGAAUUACUACAGUAACAGAAAAUUGGCUGAAAAGACUGAUUUUUUUUUUUUUAAUCUGCUGUAUGAUAACUGACAUGUUUUAUAGCCUUGUACAUACUUCUCUGUUACCUAUUGUUUAAAACA